GUUUCCUUCUUCAUUCCUUGUUGAUCUCUCUUCACAAUUAUCCAUCAAAUUGUGUUCUAGUAGAGAGAUUCGAACACAAUGGAGUGAGAUCCCUUCAAAAUAAACAAAAAAUCUUCCCAAUCACAAAAAUCAAGAAAUUGUUCUGAACAAUUUAAAAAAAAUCUGGAAGGGUGCAGAUCUGAUCUGAAUCAGUUCCGGCCAGAUCGGAACUGGCCGGUCAACCGGAGCAGCUCAAAGUCAGAGGGAGGAAGCAGAUCCGACCCAGUCCGGCAACUAGCAGCUCCUUCCUCGUCUGCCGAGGUGGGACCGCCUCUGUUAGCUCAUUCAUUCGCCUCUCGCCUUCUCCAGCCAUAACCCUCUCUAGCUUCACGAACUGUGUCCGCCAUUAAUGGUCGCUAGGAAGCUCUGUUCUCGAACCACAAGCGAACGUGAAGAUAUCGUGGGCCGUUGCUGCUAAACAACUGGAACUACCUCCGAUAAACAUAGCUUGAGGAGCCUACUUGUCAAGGACGUCCCAUUUUCGAGCUCCGCCGCGAGGAGAGCUCUUAGUCGCAACCAGAGAUUUUCUACAACCCAUGCUGACAACGACAACGACUGAGGACCUGUCUGGGCCUCCCCUCUCCGGUCGGAAAGCGGCGACCUCUUUUUUCGCCCUUGCUGACGGAGACCGUACGUGACGAGCGGCCAGCUGCGACCAGAUCCGUGUCCCCCUUUCCGGCGGCCGCGAUAAGAAAAGCUGGUUCCGCCGUGUGACCAGCCGACAUCAUUUGCAAAAGAGCCUGGGCCGAGGACUUCAGUUGACUCAGUCAACAAUUAAAAGUCCCGCUGGAUUCUUUGGGCUAAGAGAGAAGAAGUGGGCCAGGCCAUGUAUGGUCCAAUUAAAUAGUUCAACGGACCUCAAUUUCAGUAACAUAUUUCAGCCCAGAUGCUGGAAGAGACGGUUGGAGGUUGUGCAUGAGAUUGCUGAAAUUGUAGCACUUGUUGCUAAAGGCAAUAUUUAUCCCCACCAGACACCAGUUGCUGAAAAUUUGUGUCUAUAAGGGUUUUUUUAUUGGUUGCGCGUGUCAGCAACAAGCAGGGGCGUAUUGGGCCUAUGGCCAGGGAAGGCCAAGGCCCAAUGCUCGAAUUUUAAAAAAUGUUAAGGUCCGUUAGUCCAUUCAUCCGUUGCACUCCACACGAGUCUCUCCUAGCGUUCUAGGCCUCUAGCGAAGCCCAUAAUUGGAAAAUGGCUCAAAAUCAGAAAAUCCCAAGUUAGCAGGGGAAGAGGUAGCAGCCUAGCAGUCCGCAUCUUUCCGCUUCGGCAAAACCCCCCCAAAGGCCACGUCCCAAUUUCCAACCUAGCAAUCCUCGUCGAUCGUAAGUCGCUGCCUUUCUGGUCGCACGCAACACUCGGACGGCGCACAACGGUAAUGAGUGUUUUGGUUUCCGGCGUUCUGCUCUAAUUGAGAGGCGCGAGAGCUGCUCUUCAGUGGUAAGGUGAGGCCUGAGAUUCCGAGAACUGCCUAAGUCAUGGCGAAGUGGCUAAGAUAUGAGUUAGACGCAUAGUAACACUCAAUAACCAGAGUACAAAUGAAGAUGGUACUAAAUUCUGCUCUUAAAGUAUAUAUAGAGUGUAUGAUUGAUAUUUUAUUGCUGUAGAUGAGUUAGACGCAUAGUAACACUCAAUUGCCUUCCAACAACGCCGACUCUUAUCGCCGGAAAAGAAUGUCAAGUUGAGAACAAUGUCAUCGUGAUGGCAAUUUUAAACUUUUUUUUUGGAUAUUUUCAAUUAGUAAAAAUGUCAUCUUCAUUAUAUUUUCAGAGAAAUGUGGCAUUUUUACACAAGAUGACAUUUCCCCCUGACGAUUAGAGCUAAAGGUGGUGGGAGGUGGAAGAUGUGGUGGCAGUGGCCUACAUAUUUUUUUUAAUAUGUUUUAGGCAUUUUAUUUACACUUUUUUAAGGUUUUUGUAUUUUUUUUUAAUUUUACUUUGACCCUCGUGCUCCUUUCCAUCAUUUGCAAUGGAGCCAAAUAUUCAUUAUUUUUUGGGUUGAGAAUAUGAUGGAAUAAAGCAAAAUGACUCAUUAAACUGUGUGCGCUUCUUUGUUAUGAAGCAGCAGUCAGUCCAUGCAAUUUUGGACAUGAUUUUCACUAUGGGUCAUCCGGAAACAGUUUCUCUGUGCUUUAGUAUAAGGGUAAGACUACGUACAUCCAACCCCCCUUACCCCACCGUAGGUGGGAGCUUUUGCGGCACUAGGGUAAAUGAAAAUGAAAAUGAAAUGAUUUGACCCUUGUGCUCGUCGUAAUCCUUGCGGACCCAUGUGUUUCCAACCAUCUUGAAUUGAAGGGUUGCCACAAAUAUCAGUGUUUUCAAUCCCAGAUAGCGGAGCGGAGCGGCUAGACCCAAAAACGCUAUAGCGGUAUAGCGGAUAGCGGGAUAACCGCUAUUUAAGCUACUUUUAAAUAUAAUACAUAAGUAAUUACUAGAAGCAUAUAUAAUACAUUACAUACACAUUUCAAGUUCAAAAAGUAUGAUAUAUGACAAUGAAGCUUUCAAACAUCCUUAACAUUCCCAAAUCCUAAAUUACUUAGUAAUACACUAAUACUCUUUUAAGUCUUCAGUUUCAUGACCAAAAUAUAAGAUGAUAUCAUGCUAUAAAUGAUUAAAACAUCUUGAAUAAAAAACAAGGUUCUAGUUUAAGAGUUUGAGCCUUGAUAUAUAAACAGUCAAAAAAUUUAGAUCCAACUAGCAAGCCCUUUGAAUUCAUCAUUCACCACUCCUCCUCAUCAAAUUCUUCUUCUUCUUCCAACUCUAUCUCAUCUUCAUUGUCAUUUUCACUACUACUGCAAUCAUAAAUUUCUUCUUCCACAUUUGUCUGCUCUGCCACUUCAACAUGCUCUAUAAAGUCUAUUGAGCGGUCUCUCACUCUAGAACUUGCAGCCCCUCUAGAGCUUGCAGCCCCUCUAGAGCUUGCAGCCCCUCUAGAGCUUGUACCCCUUUCAUUUAUUCUGCUUUGCUGCCUAGUGUUUAUCAAAGGCUCACACACACCCGUUAGAUCAGCAACAUCUCCCCAAGUAAAGUUGGUGUCAUCAUCAAAAACCAAAUCAUCCUCGGCAUCCUCUCCAUCUCCCCCCAUUACUCCCACUAACCACUCAUGGCUAUCAUCAAUGUCAUUUAGGCGAAUUGGAUCAAUCAAAUCACGGCUAUCAAAUCGCUCCUUAAGAUCUUGGUUAUAUUUAAUAUAAACCAAAUCUUGCAACCUUUGAUGCUCAAGCCUAUUUCUCUUCUUCGAAUGAAUCUAAGUUACAAAUUUAUAUAAAAAAAACUGUUAGUCCAGCCUCCAGUUUGUUGAAAUUAGUAUAAACAGUUUGUUGAACUUGUAAAACAUGUAAUAAUAACUUAAUAACAUACAUGCUCAAAUGUACUCCAAUUGCGCUCACAUCCCGAGGAGCUACAAGUCAAACUUAAGAUCUUUAUGGCAAGCUUUUGAAGAUUUGGUGUAUGUGAUCCAUAGUUCCUCCACCAUUCACCUUUAAAUGCAAGUAAACAUUAAACAUUCUAUUAGGGUGGGUGAUAAAAAAAAUCAUAUGCCUUAACUUACCUGGACCAAGAGUAUCUCUUUGCCUUACUGCCAGCUUCAAUCCAAAGAGACCUUCAGCUCUCUUAUAAGCAUUCAGCUCACUCGAUAUUUUAUCUUCAAUUUCUUCAUUUUCACUAAGCCUCUCAAUGCACGCGUAAAGCCCUUGCAUAACCUCAUUGUCCAGAUCCAUUCUUGGGUUCUUGUAGUAGAAAGAAGGGUUCAAAUAAUGACCAGCAGCAUGCAAGGGAUGAUGGAGUUGAGUUUCCCAUCUUAAAUCAAUAAUUUCAAAUAUUUUUUUGUAUCUCCUUUCAUUCCCUUGAAAAGAACCCUGGAUUGCUUCCUUGGCACGAUCCAUUGCUUCAUAAAUGUAUCCCAUUGCGGGUUUUUUUUCAUGAUCAGCCAGCCUUAGAACGCGUACAAGAGGACCCAUCACUUUCAAAAUGUAAACAACAUCAUUCCAAAAUGUAGGAUUAAGAAUUAUGUCCAGUACUCUCUUUGCAUUUCGAUCUUUGGAAACAUUAGUGUUUUUAUAUUCAUCGGAAGUAAACAUGUUUCUAAGCUUCCCUCUUUGAGUAUGCAGCCGUUGCAAGGUAAGGAAUGACGUAGCGAACCUUGUAAUACCACGUCUAAGCAAUUCCAUCUUGUUGGUGAACUUUCUCAUCAUGUUGAGAGCAAUGGUAUGGUUGUAGAUGAAACCCACCACACAAAUACCUUUUCUUAUUGUUGUUUUAAUUGUGGGCAACUUCCCAAUGUCCUCAAGCAUUAAAUCUAUGCAAUGAGCAGCGCAUGGAGUCCAAAAUAAAUGCUUUCUCUUCACUUGUAGCAGUUUUCCUAAAACAUAAAUCACUGAACUCAGCUGGGGCAGCAUACUCACAUAACUAAAAUUCAGAAUAUUAAAUUAUAAAUAAAGUCAUAUUGAAGUAAUUGAACUAAUAAAUAUUACCCGCAAGAACAUAGUUACUUCCAUUGUCGGUGAUCACUUGCACCACAUUUUCUUCUCCAAUUGUCUCAACAAAUUGAUCAAGAAGCUCAAAUAAUUUCUCACCAGUUUUUGUGUAUUCAGAACCAUCAACACUCUUCACAAACAUUGACCCCCUUGGGCAGUUCACCAAAAAAUUAAUCAAUGUUCUAUUUUUCCUAUCUGACCAUCCAUCGGACAUAAUUGAGCAUCCAUAUUGUGCACGUUCUUCUUCGUGGCCCUUUAACAGUCCUUUAGUGUACUCCAAUUCUUUUUUAAGAAGUGGAACUCUACACUCAUGAUAGCUUGGGGGCUUUAAAUGAGGACCAUAAUUUCCAAUAGCCUCAACCAUCAAUUUGAAACUUUUUGAUUUCACAACAUUAAAAGCGAUUCCAUUUGUGCAUAGAAAUCUUUCAAUAUAUUGAAUGGUUCUGGCCCUAGCUUCCUUGUCACAAGCAUCAUUUAUGCUUGUUUGCCUCUUAGCUUUUCCCAAGCUUAUUGUGUUUUCUGGUUUCUUAUAGUAAAGCAAGUCCAAGGGUCCUUUGACCUUUUUGGCAGAACGAUGAGAGGACUCAGUUGCUGCAGUUAGGGGUCUUUUUCCUCUUCUAAUAUUCAGAAUUUCAUUAAGGUCUUCCAUGUCAUCUUCAUCUUCUUGCAACUCCAUGUAUGCUUCUUUUUCCCCCUUUUUUUUCUCAUAUGCUUCUUUCAGGAAGAUUGUAACAUCAGCUGGAGUUUUCCUGCAAGCCCCAACAUCUCCUCUCAUUCCCAUUUGGUGCCUUUUGGCUCUGGUAAUUCCUCCAGUAGUAGUUUUGCCACAAAAAUCACAAGUAACAGAUUUCUUGUCGUUGGCAUCUCUCAGACUGUUCCACUUCCAAGCUGGGUCAAGAUGUUCUCCUGUGGGCUUAAACAACACAGUAGACUGACUAGACUCCAUAAGAAGAAGAGAAGAGUGCAGCUCUGCAGCAAAGGUUGGAGAAGAAUAGUUGCAGCAAAGGUUGGAGAAGAAUAGUUGCAGCAAAUAUAUUACUGAAGGCAGAUGAGAGCAGCAGGUGUCGUUCUUGGAAGUGAGGCCAUCGCAGAGCAGAAGAAAAAGAUGAUGGUCGUUAGAGCCAUCGCAGAGGUGCAACGGACUAUUUUCAAAACCUGGGCACCUGGGCUUCGAUUUUAGCUUUUGGUAUCCUUUAACUUACGUCUGAGCCUUUAACUAGGUUAAUAUUUUCUUUUAAAAGUCUAUUUUACCCCUCUAUGUCAGCGUUAAAAAUUUUAACGCUAAAAAACUGGGCCGCAGUACUCUUUAGAACAAAAAGCGCCGCGUUAGCGGCCGCUAUUACCUUCUGCGCAUCCCUGCGAUCGCGGCCGCUUAGAACGCAACUCCCAAACGCCACGCGAGACCCCUCCUCAUCGCGCCUAACAGGUAUGCCGCUCCGCUUUUCCGCUAUUGCGCGCUAACGCGCCGCGAUUCACAACACUGGCCACAAUAGUAAUCCUUAUAGGAAAUUUGACGCAGAAGUGUGUAAAACUUUUUCAUCGCCUAAUGGAUGAAGUAGCCAAUGAAAAAAAUCAUUGUUGCAAACUGCCAAUGAAAAAAUCAUAUAUCUUCUCAUAAUUAUUAUCUAAUACGUACAGAAUCAAGAAAAAAGAAAAACAACAUAAAACAGACAUCAUUAUGUGAUUUUGGAUGUGACAUGUUUUAAGAAAAAAAAAUUAAUUACUAGUCCAUUAUGUAUACACAAUAAUAUUUAAUAAACAUUUUAUUUAAUAAAAAAACAAAAGUUUAUCACCUUUUCCCGUAAUAAUGUACUAGAAACUCGCCAAUUAUUAGUAUUAGUCUUCUCAUCAUCAAGGAAUUAAAUGGCCUUAAAAAUGAGAAGUAGAAUAUUACAUAAACUCCAAAAGGAAUUGGUUGGCAUAAAAAAUAAACUUUCUGAAAGCAUUUCAUGUGUGCAACUACAAAAAGGAACAUUGGAAUAUUAUAUACUCCCUCCGGUUCUUUAUGAAGUUUACACUUUGACUCCACUCAUUUUAAAAAAAUAAAUUUGACUUUACUGUAGAGUACAUUGUUGUGACACUGUUUGACACUGUUUUGCAUUGUUUGGUGUAGAUUUGUUUGCCAAAUAAAGCAAAUAAGAAAGUGUAAAGUUUAAUAUGGGACUGCCCAAAAAGAAAAGUGUAAAUUUCAUUAAGAACCGGAGGAAAUAAUUAUAUUAUAUUCAUAUAAUUAUAUGAAUUCAUGCAUCUUAUUUCAUACGUAGCACUUGUUUUGAAUACAAAUUUAGAAGAGUAAUUUGAAAUAAAGAAAGCACAUAGAAGAUCAUUGUUGACCUCAUCUAUAUGUUGAGUUGUAGUGUUUGUGAACAUUUAGAAUCUCAUCCUCCCAAUCCUCAUCCGUAAGAGUACUUCCACAUAGCACAGGAAGUAGAGGAAAGCGUUGAAUGAAAAAAUCAUAAACCUUCUCAUAACUACCACCUUAGACGUGCCGACAUUAAUAGAAAAGAAAAACAAUAUUAAACAGAAAUCAUUAUGUGAAUUUGGAUAUAACAUACUUCAACAAAAAAAUUGAAAUACUAGUCUAUUAGGUAUAGACAAUAAUAUUUAGUAAGCAUUUCAUAUGGUAAAAAAAACAAUUGUGAUUUACCAUUAAGCAUUUCAUAUUUAUAAUGAAUUGUUAAAGCAAUUUAUUGAUGAUAUGUAACACUUCCCUUGAAUAUAUAUUUAGUCAUUUCACUCCUAUGUCUCCAAAUAUGUUUACAAUAAAAUUGCAGGCAAUCAGAAAAAUACAGUAAGAAAGGGAAUUUCGUGUCUAGAAGUCUUGCAAACUGUUUUUGUCUUGACGUUUGUUACAAUAUGAACUUACUAUAUAGGAUAAUUACAUCAUGUCAUUAUAAAUGAAAAGCAUAAGUAUCUCACUUAAGAUUGAAGUAUAAAUAGGUAAUGAUGGUUAUACCACUUUAUCAUCCUGAGCAUGCUCAACUUUAUUUCUGAAGAGCAUUACAAGAUUUGUCGUAUCACCCUUGUUCCCUAUGACGUCAAGUUGCUCGUUCGUAAACAACAAAAAAAUUUUCAUUUGUGUCUCGAUCCUUUAUUGUAUUCCAAUAAUUAAUGAAAUCUUCACUCUUUCCAAUAAUUAGACUCAAACUAAUUUUGAGAAAAAGAAAAAGUGGUUCAUUACACUUCUCAUGUGGCUUAUAUUCGGAUACGAUAGUACUCCUAUGAUCUCUUCCUCAUUGGACAUUAUAUUAAUUUUCAAUUCUUAAUUAUAUAGCAAUUAAGAACAAUCUUUCUAAAGUUGAUUAUUCAUGUCGCAAACAGAGCAAAUUAUUGUUAUAUUGAAGUAGGAAAGAGCAAACAAUUGUGUAAGGCAGUCGUGUAGUACAUAUUUUCUAUAGUUACAAAUAUUGUAAAUGUCAAUCAUCUGCCGCCAAACAUUGUUUUCAUACAUUGCAUAUGUUUUCCAUGAGAGUGAAUGUUAUUUAACUCGAAUACUAUAUAUCAUGCAAGUAUUUUUUAUACACAUCAUGCUAUAAACUACAUGAACCCUCAAUCCGUGGUAACUUGUCCGCAUUUAGAAAGUUGUUAUGUAGCAGAUUGAGACAAAUCCACAUUCAAAGAAUUGAUCGAGAGUUCUUAAGUGUUUCACUUGUUGCUGUGUUAUCAUGUAUCUUGUUAUCUAGCAGACUUGAGCAACCUCUAGAUUAAAAGAAUUUAUCGAGAGUUUCUAAGUGCUUUAGAUGUUCUCGUGUUAUCAUGUGUCACAAGUGGCUAUAUCUCUAAUUAGUCAUCUUUUACUUUACAUUUUUGGUAUAGGUUUUGCUAUUUCCUACUGCAAUAUAGGGUGAACCAUCCUACAUUUCAGUAGAGAAAAGCAGGACUAAAUUAAAAUUGUAAGGUAAAAGAUGAAAGAUAAGAGGUAUAGUGACUUGUGACACAUGAUAGCACGCCAACAAAUAAAACAUUAAUGAACUCUCAAUCAAUUCUUUUAUUUUGAAUUUGUCUCAAGUCAUGUAUAUAACAUGACACAUGAUGACACAACAACAAGUAAAGCACUUAGGAUUCUAGAUCAAUUAAUUGAAUUUGGAUUUAUCUCAAAUCUGCUACGUAACAACCUUUUAAAUGCGGACGAGGUAGCAUGUAGUGAGUGUUAAUGUAGGUUAUCAUGUGGUGUGUGUAGAAGAAUCUUGCAUAAUAUAAUAAUCGAGUUCAACAACAUUCAUUUCCACAGAAAACCAUACACAGUUUAUAAAUUGUUUGGCGGCAGAAGAUUUAGAUUUACAAGAUCUGUAUCUUUAGAAGAUCUGCUCUACGUGAUCGACAUACACAUUUGUGCCCCCCUCAAUAUAACAAUAAUCCGGUUUGCUUUCGACAUGACAUAAUUGACUUUAAAAAGAUUAUUCUUAACUACUGUAUAAUCGAAUAAUUGAAAAUGAAUCUGAUUCCUAAUGAGAAAGAUAUUAUAGGGGUACAAUUGGAUCCGAAUAUACUCUACAUAGGAAGUGUAAUUAAUCACUUUUUCAUUUUCUCAAAAUUAGCUUGAGUUCAUUAUUUGUGUGCCUUCAGAUAGGAAGUUCAUUUAUAAAGAUGCAAAUGAGUUUGACAUUUGUACGAGGUUUGAGAAGAGUCUUCUCUAAUUAUUGGGAUAAGAUAAAGGAGCAAGACACAAAUAAUUUUUUUUGUAUUUACAAAUAAAUAACUUAAUGUCAUAGAAAACAAGAGUGAUACGAGAAGUCGUGUGGUGCUUUUCAGAAAUAAAGUUGAGCAUGGUCGGAACGAUAAAGAGUUAUAAAUGUCCGUAUCUAUUUAUACUUCAAUCUUAAGUGAGAUACUCUUGUUUUUUAUUAGUAAUACCUUGAUGUGAUUACUCUAUAGAGUAAAUCAUUCCGUAACAAACGUCAAGAUAAAAUAGGUUUGCAAGAUUCCUAGACACAUAUUUCCUUUUCUUAAUAAUGUCUUUUUCUAAUUGGUUGCAAUUUUGUUGUAAACAUAUAUUGAGACAUAUCAGUGAAUGGACUAAAUAUAUAUUCAAAGGAAAUGCGAUAUAUCAUAAAUGAAUUACUUUAACAUUUCAUUAUAAAUAUGAAAUACAUAACGAUAUAUCCCAAUUGUUUUUUAUUAAAUGAAAUGUUAAUUAAAUAUUAUUGUUUAUACUUAAUGGACUUGUAGAUUCAAUUUUUUUGUUGAAGUAUGUUACAUCCAAAUUCAUGUAAGGAUUUCUGUUUAUAUUGUUUUUCUUUUCUUUUAAUGUCAGCACAUCUAAGGUGGUAGUUAUGAGAAGGAUUAUGAUUUUUUCAUUCAGCGUUUUCCUCUACUUCCUGUGAUAUGUGCAAGUAUUCUUACGAAUGAAGAUUGGGAGGAUGAGAUCCCGAGUGAUCACAAACACUACAACUCAACAUAUAGAUGAGGUUAGCUAUGAUCUUCUAUGUGUUUUCUUUAUUUAAAAUUACUCUUCUACAUAUGUAUUCAAAAGAAGUGCUAAAUAUGAAAUAUUAUCCAUGAAUUCAUAUAAUAUAUGUAUAUACUAUAUUCUAGUGUUCCUUUUUGUAGCUGCACACAGAAAAUGCUUUCAGAAAGUUUAUUUGAGUUCGUGUUGACAAUUUCAGUGCUCCAUUGCUGUUUUUUAUGCCAAUCAAUUCCUUUUUGCGUUUAUGUAAUAUUUCAGUGCUGUUUUUUUAUGCCAUUCAAUUUCUUGCUGAUGAGAAGACUAAUACUCAUAAUUGGCGAGUUUCUAGUGCAUUGUUACGGGAAGAGGUGAUAAACUCUUGUGGCACAGAGGGUAUAAGUGCUACGAUUGAAUCUGCAGAAAAAAGGUUAAAGGAACCUCAGAAAGAGAAGAUUACUGGGAUCACGGGUUGGUGGAGAGUGCGGGAAGCUACCGUCUUUGCUUUUUCUAGUGUCAAAGUAGCUACUUGUAACAGAAGUUUCUGGAAAUUGUGGUGGUACUCUAAGAAUGAUUUUGGAGAAAAUUCUUGUAGAACACAUUGCAAUAGGGUUUGAUGAAGAUCCUUUUCUUUAUGCUCUUAUGUUUUUAACCGUUGCUAAGUUUUCUUUUGAUCAACCGGGGGAUUAAUGAGCAGUUUGUGUAUUCGGCUGUAAAGGCAAUUGAUAGGGAUGUGCCUCUGUAAAACCAGAUGCUAGUCGAGAACUUUCACAGCUUGUAACUGCAGACCUCAGGAGUCAUUUGGCCACAUCCAGGACUCAAUUUCAUCGCUCACCAAGUGACUGAAGCAUACACCUGAUGUGCAUUUUGGGUGCUUGAGACACUAAGGCUGCUGUCAGGACAGACCCUUUUGCCAAAAUUUAUGUUCUAGAAGUUUUAGAGGCAAUAAAAACAGCUCCUGGUUGCAUCCAGCCUUUGAUUUCUUGAAUUUUACCUUAUGUUGGACAUGUGCAGUUGUAAAUCACAUUAUUGACAAUGUUGUUGAAGGAUGCAUCGGUUGAUGUCACCAAAGCUAUUGGGGAAGUUUCUUUUGAUCUUGUUAUCAGGAUAAUCUUCCAAGGCGUUGAUCACAACGAGAUGCAGGAAAUGGGAUAGAGUGGAAAUCAAAAUGUGAAGGAAGUGAUGAUGAAGGUUCAAGCCAUGCAGCUCAUGGUCUAAGGAUGAUGAGACCCGAAAUUUCACAAAUACUACAGCUCAACAUACAUAUGAGCGCGUAAUAGGUGAUGGUUGGGAAAGAUUUAUGAUUUUUCAUUAGCCGUUUUCGUCAACUUCCAGUGGCAUUUACAAGUAUUCUCACGGAUGAUGAUUGGAAUGGUGAUAUCCUAAGUACACAAAUACUAAAACUCAACACAUAGAUAAUGCAGGUGCCUAGUUUUUUUGAAAAGGGAUGUGCCACAGUGAGGAACGUUUUAUAGCAGAAACAAGAACACCAACAAUCAACUGGUGGUGGUGGUUGCUUGUGCAAUACAUGACACAUAAUUUGACUCUUAAGCACAUUUUCAUAUUUAACCAUCAUUUGAGAAACACUGCAGUUUGAAGACCAUUAGUGACUGAUGAAGAAGAGGAAAAUUGGUGUUGGGAGCCAGCAAAAUGCCCUGUAUUUACUAUUGCCCUGUAUUUUCUCUUCGCCGCUGAGGACAAACAUUACGUCGAGGUCACAAAAUGCAUUGUUCUACAUUUUCCAGUUCAUUCGUGUGGUUUGGCUCUUCACGAUUAUCAUCUUGAUAGGGUCUAACUAACAUAGCAUCUACUGUGAUUGGAGAAAUAGGCACCUUUACCAGAAAUUGAGUUGCUUGGAAUCAAGUGUUCUUGAGAGUGGACAUAGUUUGUUGCUAUUCGAUUAUCUUCACCAUGGUUUGAUCUAUUAACCUCAAAGACAGGGGGGAAAGCAGCCAGGAACUUGGCAAAACUGACCCUUUCCAGGCAAUUCUUCAUUGUCUGGAAAGGGUUGUAUUGUUUGCUUAACCUUUACUUCACAAGGUUUGUAUUGUUUGCUUAGUGUUUAUGCUUAUUGUUUGCUUAUAGCACCAUUAUUGGUGUGCCCUCCAUCUUGGUGUUACUUUAGUUUGCCAGAAUGACUGGGGAGGGUGUAUGUACCUUUUAUACAUGACUAUUUCUGAAAUUAGUUCAGAACAACAAAUCUGCCACCAAAAAGCCGAUUACACUCAUGACCCUUGUGUUCUACUUUACGGGUUGAGGUAAAAUAUACUAGGAGUAAAGGAAAUUAAGGUGCGACCAAGUGCAGUUCUAUUUUUUGAAUCAGUACUCUCUUAGUUUUUUGGUGUGCAUUUUCUGAAUACGAUACGACGUACUAAAUAAAAUACAUGUUUUGGAAAAAUAUACUGCGUAUUUGUUAAAUUAUUGAUUAUAUCUGAACUUUAAUGACAUUCUGGAGCUUCAGAAUGUCAAGUAAGCAUUUCCAGAUGAGCUCUGAGGGGAUAUAAGAAGAAAAAGAGUGCCUAAUUUCUCUUGCUGCAUCAUGUAUAUGUAUGGUUACUGUAGCUACAACAUGAAUCCAGCUGCAAGUUAAGUAAUGGUUUUUGGAUGUUAGAUCAUGGCAAAUUAGCAAGUCUUACUUUCUU
This is a messenger RNA of Cuscuta epithymum, 12530 nucleotides long. Lineage: Eukaryota; Viridiplantae; Streptophyta; Magnoliopsida; Solanales; Convolvulaceae. The record is from the annotation of a GenBank genome assembly.